This is a messenger RNA of Scophthalmus maximus (turbot), 1981 nucleotides long. Its product is annotated as zona pellucida sperm-binding protein 3-like. NCBI's taxonomy places the organism in Eukaryota, Metazoa, Chordata, Actinopteri, Pleuronectiformes, Scophthalmidae. The transcript is spliced from 8 exons. The record is from RefSeq and is a predicted model, not a curated record. Gene Ontology annotation, cellular component: extracellular matrix. The coding region runs from base 334 to 1698 and encodes 454 amino acids. Gene Ontology annotation, molecular function: acrosin binding. Gene Ontology annotation, biological process: binding of sperm to zona pellucida; positive regulation of acrosome reaction; egg coat formation.
UGCUGACAGACUGAGUUGGGGUGUCACCUAGUGGGAAAAAUAUAUCAUAGCAAAUAGAACUUACUCACACAGCCACACUUGUGUGUACACUGUACACAAAGGUAUAUGAAGUUAUGUGUCGCUCACAAUGAAUUACUUUGACUAAACAUACAUUAUUGUACAUUAUAAGACACAUUAUAAGACACGUUAACGUUGACAGUUGCGUGCGCCAGUGAAUCCCGGUUCCAGUCGAACCAGGUGUGUGAUAGGUCGAACUCAAUCAGCGGAAGUACUUACACCUGUGGUGGCGUUUCCCGCGGUUCUCUCACCAAACCUGGAAGCUCGAGUCCGAGGAUGCAGCGAAUCCCUCAGACACCGUCCUCUUCUUGGUGGAUUAUCGUCCUCGUCUCCGUGUCUACGCUCACGGAGAGCCGGUUGGCGCACAGCCGAGGCCCCAGCUCGGCCAGCGGCCCGGCCUGGACACGCGGCGACACGCGGCCCUCAAGACGGCCGCAAAGCGCGGAGCUCGACCUGCGGCCUCGGCCUGUGGCGGUCAAGUGCCACCCGGACUCGAUGGAGGUGGUGGUGCAGGCCGACAUGUUUGACACGGGCCUGCGGGUGGACGGCGAACAUCUGCGCCUGGGCCCGGACCCGGUCGCCGAAGAGAGCGCGUGCAGGGCGGUGCCGUCAGGAGAGGCUGAGUUCACCAUCCGGGCCCACCUGAUGGACUGUGGCACCACACUCUCGUCCACCAUAGAGAAUAUCAUCUAUUCCACUGUUCUCGUCUACUCACCUGAAGCUUCAUCUGAUGGUUUGCUUAGAUUGGAUGGAGCAACAAUUCCAGUUGAAUGCCAUUAUGAAAAGAAGUACACUGUGGAUAGCUUUUCUCUGCAUCCCACCUGGGUUCCCCUCGUCUCCACGACCUCGGCUGAGGACCAAAUAGAUUUCAAUUUGCAAAUCAUGACUGAUGACUGGCAGUUUGAGAGGGAAUCUUAUUCGUAUUACCUGGGUGACCCCAUUCAUUUUGAAGUAUCUGCCAUCAUUCGUAACCAUGUGCCCCUGCGAGUCUAUGUUGACCACUGUGUUGCCACAGCGACUCCUGAUGCAGAGGCAACUGUGAAAUAUGACUUUAUUGAGCAUUAUGGAUGUCUUACUGAUGCUUACCUGACAAACUCCAGCUCCCGUUUCCUACCAAGAGUUGAGGAGCACAAGCUCAGAUUUCAGCUGGAUGCCUUCAGGUUUUACCAAGAGCCCAGAAACCAGGUCUACAUAUCCUGCUACGUGAAGGCUGUUCCACUCACAACAGUCGGCUCACAAAACAGGGCCUGCUCUUUAAUUGAGAAAAGAUGGCGGUCCAUUGAUGGGAAUGAUCAGGCAUGUAGAAGCUGCGAAAUCUCGAAUCAGUUUGAGGAGCCUCCACCCACAGAACACCCUAUGGUCAGCUCCGAAGCCUGGUCCGCCAAGAUCUCACAGGAAACUUUAGUCCAUAACAGACCCGAACAUCUUCCAGCCAGUUAUAUCAGUUUCCGACCAGGAAUGCAUCAGAGCCAACACAACAAACCUCAUCAGUCCUUUGCUAGAUUAAUGAAGAGAGGAACAGAGUACCAAGUAGAGAGAACUAUGCAGCUGGGACCCCUCACUGUCCUCCCACCCAGCAAAUCUGCAUCGAGGUCAACAGAUUCUAGAACUGUGCUUUCACCAAAGAACAAGACCACCUGAGACUUUGGACAACACAAUGGAAAGUGCUUAUUUAAAAAAAAAAAAAGAGAUGAGGACAGAAAAAUAACAGACAAACUUUCUAGACACCAGUGACAAACCCUGAAAUUAAUCUCAUCAUUCUACUUUCACCUCACGUGAAAUAAUUUUUUCCUGUGAAGUCCGUCAUUCUUUUCAGAGAAGCAAUACUUGUUUACUUAUUUUGUACUUUGAAAAUUAUUUUUGUUACAUUUGUCUUUUCUGUAUAAAUUUCAGGCCUUUUUUUCUCAUAAACUAUUUGACCACA